Molecule: messenger RNA, 3911 nt
Organism: Trichechus manatus latirostris (Florida manatee)
Lineage: Eukaryota; Metazoa; Chordata; Mammalia; Sirenia; Trichechidae
Product: protein argonaute-4
Exons: 17
Coding region: 189-2573 (794 amino acids)
Biological process (GO): regulatory ncRNA-mediated post-transcriptional gene silencing
Molecular function (GO): single-stranded RNA binding; RNA endonuclease activity; protein binding
Source: RefSeq, a predicted model, not a curated record
CCUUAGGGCCUCCAACCAACCUGUUUCAGCCACCUCGUCGUCCUGGCCUUGGGACUGUUGGAAAACCAAUUCGACUGUUAGCCAAUCACUUUCAGGUUCAGAUUCCUAAAAUAGAUGUGUAUCACUAUGAUGUGGAUAUCAAACCAGAAAAACGGCCCCGUAGAGUCAACAGGGAGGUAGUAGAUACAAUGGUGCGGCAUUUCAAGAUGCAGAUAUUUGGUGAUCGACAGCCUGGCUAUGAUGGCAAAAGAAACAUGUACACAGCACAUCCACUGCCAAUUGGACGGGAUAGGGUUGAUAUGGAGGUGACCCUUCCAGGUGAGGGUAAAGAUCAAACCUUUAAAGUGUCUGUUCAGUGGGUGUCAGUUGUGAGCCUUCAGUUACUUUUAGAAGCUUUGGCUGGACACUUGAAUGAAGUCCCAGAUGACUCAGUACAAGCACUUGAAGUUAUCACAAGACACCUUCCCUCUAUGAGGUAUACUCCGGUGGGCCGUUCCUUUUUCUCACCUCCUGAAGGUUACUACCACCCUCUGGGAGGGGGCAGGGAGGUUUGGUUUGGCUUUCAUCAGUCUGUGAGACCUGCUAUGUGGAAUAUGAUGCUCAAUAUUGAUGUAUCUGCAACUGCUUUCUACCGGGCUCAGCCUAUCAUUGAGUUCAUGUGUGAGGUUUUAGACAUUCAGAACAUCAAUGAACAGACCAAGCCACUAACAGACUCCCAGCGAGUCAAGUUUACCAAAGAAAUCAGAGGUCUUAAAGUUGAGGUGACCCACUGUGGACAGAUGAAACGAAAGUAUCGAGUCUGUAAUGUGACUAGACGGCCAGCCAGUCAUCAAACAUUUCCUUUACAGCUAGAAAAUGGUCAAGCUAUGGAAUGUACAGUAGCUCAAUAUUUUAAACAAAAGUAUAGUCUGCAGCUGAAAUACCCCCAUCUUCCCUGUCUCCAAGUGGGACAAGAACAAAAACAUACAUACUUGCCACUUGAGGUCUGUAAUAUAGUGGCAGGACAGCGAUGUAUAAAGAAGCUCACAGACAAUCAGACUUCCACAAUGAUCAAAGCAACCGCAAGAUCUGCUCCUGACAGACAGGAAGAAAUCAGCAGACUGGUGAAGAGUAACAGCAUGGUGGGUGGACCUGAUCCAUACCUUAAAGAAUUUGGUAUUGUUGUCCACAAUGAAAUGACAGAGCUCACGGGCCGGGUGCUCCCAGCACCAAUGCUGCAAUAUGGAGGCCGGAAUAAAACAGUAGCCACACCCAACCAGGGUGUCUGGGAUAUGCGAGGAAAGCAGUUUUAUGCUGGCAUUGAAAUUAAAGUUUGGGCAGUUGCUUGUUUUGCACCUCAGAAACAAUGUAGGGAAGAUUUACUAAAAAGUUUCACUGACCAGCUACGUAAAAUCUCCAAGGAUGCAGGAAUGCCCAUCCAGGGUCAGCCGUGUUUCUGCAAGUACGCACAAGGUGCAGACAGCGUGGAGCCCAUGUUUAAGCAUCUGAAAAUGACAUAUGUGGGCCUGCAGCUAAUCGUAGUUAUCUUGCCCGGGAAGACACCAGUAUAUGCGGAGGUGAAACGCGUUGGAGAUACCCUCCUGGGCAUGGCCACACAGUGUGUCCAAGUAAAAAAUGUAGUGAAGACCUCACCCCAAACCCUUUCCAAUCUUUGCCUGAAGAUAAAUGCAAAGCUCGGAGGAAUUAACAAUGUGCUUGUACCUCAUCAAAGGCCCUCGGUGUUCCAGCAGCCCGUCAUUUUCCUGGGAGCGGAUGUCACGCACCCCCCUGCGGGGGAUGGGAAGAAGCCCUCCAUUGCUGCUGUCGUUGGCAGUAUGGAUGGCCACCCCAGCCGGUACUGUGCCACCGUUCGGGUGCAGACCUCCCGUCAGGAGAUCUCUCAGGAGCUCCUCUACAGUCAGGAGGUAAUCCAGGACCUUACUAACAUGGUGCGAGAGCUGCUGAUCCAGUUUUACAAAUCUACCCGCUUCAAACCCACUCGGAUCAUCUAUUACCGUGGAGGCGUAUCUGAGGGACAAAUGAAACAGGUAGCUUGGCCGGAACUAAUAGCAAUUCGAAAGGCAUGCAUUAGCUUGGAAGAAGAUUACCGGCCAGGAAUAACCUAUAUUGUGGUGCAGAAAAGACAUCACACACGACUCUUCUGUGCAGAUAAAACAGAAAGGGUGGGGAAAAGUGGCAAUGUACCAGCAGGCACUACAGUGGAUAGUACCAUCACACAUCCAUCUGAGUUUGACUUUUACCUCUGUAGUCAUGCAGGAAUUCAGGGAACCAGCCGUCCUUCACAUUACCAGGUCUUGUGGGAUGACAACUGCUUUACCGCAGAUGAACUCCAGCUACUGACCUACCAGCUGUGUCACACCUAUGUGCGGUGCACACGCUCAGUCUCUAUUCCAGCCCCUGCCUACUAUGCCCGGCUUGUAGCAUUUAGAGCAAGGUAUCAUCUGGUGGAUAAAGAUCAUGACAGUGCGGAAGGCAGCCACGUGUCAGGACAGAGCAAUGGCCGUGAUCCUCAGGCCUUGGCUAAGGCCGUGCAGAUCCACCAUGAUACCCAGCACACGAUGUAUUUUGCCUGAGAGUCUCAGAAAAAGAACUUAACCAAUUUGACACCCCAUGCAGCCUCAAAAUGUUUCAAAUGUCUACCACCUCUAGAUAGAGCCAAGUUGACUUCAGGUGGUCUUCUACCAGCAGCUCGGAAUAGUUGCACUGAAUUUAUACUUCGCAGCACUGUCUGAUUCAUCAACACAAUUGAGCCAUUUUUUAAAAAAGUAAUAGAUACUCAUAGAUUAUCUUUUCUGAUGCACUGGACUGAAUUUUUACCUCAGUGUGCAAAGGCUGAUCAGCCUGAACUUUCUAAAGGACUUUACAGGAAAGGUUUCUAUAGAAUAUUUUGCUAGCUGUGGUGUUCACGGCAUCCCUCUAGUCUUAUAAGAGAAGAUUAUUCCUUUUUUUUGGUAUUCAUCCAGUGGGGUGUAUGCAUAAGUGGGAGAGAGAAAUCAAACAAUCUACUUCAGUUCAGUGUAACUUUUUAAUUGUAUGGGUCCAUAGACUUUUUAAUGGAGAUUUCUGACUUCACCACUGUAAAUGCCUUUAAUGAGCAUUAAUUUUUGAAAGUUUUACAGAGUUUUAUUAGUUUUACUACUUUAUCUUAUUGAUCUCUGCAGACUUGUGCUGGUGCAAGUACAGGCUGCCAGGCAAUUGCACUAUAUUUGGCUGUAGAUUCAGACAGGCAGUUCUCUUAUUUAGUUGACCUUUGUAAAUGUGUAACAUAAACAGGUAUAAUGCAUGUCACACUGACAGAUAACACUGCCAUGGUAAAAGUACUCAUGUCUCCCCGUCUCUGAAAAAAAAAAUUAGCUUUUAGUAUUUUCCAAGUUUUCAGAAGUGCCCAUUUUAUGCUGCUGUGUGGUUUGUUAGAUCUAAAUGAUUUUUAAACUUUUCUCAUACAAAGUUAACUUUGGCAAUAAACAUUUUUUAAGGGCCCUCCACUUCUUCCCCCUGACAAUGUCAUUUUCUAGAUGAAAUUUUGGUAUGAUUUUUUUCAACUCUUUCUUAUAUAUCACAAUCUGGCAAUUUCUGAAACCAGUCAGAAAAGACAUAUAUCUCCAUGCCUUUUUAAAGACUUAUUUUUACCUGUUUUAUAGCCACAGUUGGUCUCCUGUCAUUUUGUUUUAAAAUAGGCUAGAACCAGGAUGCUUCCUUACUGGAUAGGCCUUGCCAGUCCUUAAGGAACAUUGAGUGAUGCUGCAACUUGCAAAAAUGUACCAGCAUUUAAAGCCCUCCCCCCGCCCCCGCCCUAGAAUCAAAGUUACUCACACAAUUACUUGCAGUGCAAAUUUUUUGCCUCUCUUUCAACCUGAAAUGUACUUGGUGGGGUUUCCUUCCCUUUAUUAAACUAAAACUGUAUAGAAAAG